ACUUUGCUCUGUAUGUAGGGUCCAAGGAAACUGAUGAAAAGGCUGAUGAGGUUCUAAAGUAGGAUAUUUUGGAUUGUUGGACGCCAGAAAAUCACUAUCGAUGGACUGAAUUUAAGUGUUAAACAUUUCUAGAUUUAGACCAUCGAUAGUGAUUUUCUGGAGUCCAACAAUCCAAGAUAUCCAACUUUAGAACCUCAUCAGCCUUUUCAUCAAUUUCCUUGGACCCUACCUCUGAGGUCCACGAAAAUGGAGGUGUAUCAUAAGAAGUCGGGUAGGUGUAUUCAAUCGAUAAGUUUUGGUGGGGAAGGAGUUGGAGCUAGCGUUGUUGCUGAUGAGGAAGUUGGGAGUGGGAAACUUGUUGCUGUUGCAACACCUAACAAGGUUAUUUGCUAUCGUAAAUUACCUUCUGAAGAACAAAUCAAAGACGUUUUGAGAAAGAAGAACUUUAAAGAAGCCAUUGCCUUGGUGGAGGAACUUGAGUGUGAUGGUGAAUUGUCAAAGGAUAUGCUCUCCUUUGUUCAUGCUCAAGUGGGGUUUCUAUUGCUGUUUGACCUGCAUUUUGAGGAAGCAGUAAAUCAGUUUUUGCUGUCAGAGACAAUGCAGCCUUCUGAAAGAUAA
Messenger RNA from Quercus lobata, 618 nucleotides. Its product is annotated as vacuolar sorting protein 3-like. The record is from RefSeq and is a predicted model, not a curated record. Bases 247 to 618 code for a protein of 123 amino acids. The transcript is spliced from 2 exons. Gene Ontology annotation, biological process: vesicle-mediated transport; endosomal vesicle fusion; autophagy. Gene Ontology annotation, cellular component: membrane; cytoplasm. NCBI's taxonomy places the organism in Eukaryota, Viridiplantae, Streptophyta, Magnoliopsida, Fagales, Fagaceae.